This is a messenger RNA of Sander lucioperca (pikeperch), 6237 nucleotides long. Its product is annotated as mucin-2-like. The transcript has 4 exons. The record is from RefSeq and is a predicted model, not a curated record. Gene Ontology annotation, biological process: blood coagulation. The coding region runs from base 80 to 5725 and encodes 1881 amino acids. NCBI's taxonomy places the organism in Eukaryota, Metazoa, Chordata, Actinopteri, Perciformes, Percidae.
ACUGUCACUGUCUCAAACUGAGGUGGGUCUUUUUUUACACUCUCUCUCUACUCCUUUUACUCUUUACUCUCAGGACGCAAUGAGGUUAACAGCACUGUGCAUAUGUGGGACCCUGCUGGCCUUCUCAAGCCUCUCAUGGACCUCAGCAGACGCUGAUGAAGGAGACGUCCUGGGGGAUAAUGCAUUUCGACCCUGCGCUGCAACUCUGAGACCUGAGGGGCUGUGCAGACAGGGGCAGGAGGAGAGCACGUGCCCAUAUCUAUUCAGUCUACCGCCGCUGACUCUCCAUUUGCCAAAGCAACUCAGAGAGCUGGAGAAGAUCGUCACGGAUUUGCAAAAGCUGAAGGACAAUGUGGACCAACUGAGGAAGAUGUGUGCAGAUUGUACAGUAAGCCAAACUGAGAGAGAGUGUGGAAGGCAAAGAGAAAGAGGGCAUGAAAAGCUGAAUGAGGGUACGGAUAGACAUAAGGAUGAGAGAAACUGGCUGAAUGAGAGAAAUCCUAAGAGACCAAAAGAUUUCAGCCAGGAGUGUGGAACAGACAGUGUUAAAGCGGAAAAGACUAUGGAAGGAGAUGGUGACACUGACUCAGAAAAGAGAACAAUUUUGGAAGAGAAAGGGAGAAAGAAAUGGGAAGCAGAGAGAGAGAGCGAUAAAGUGGUCGUAAAAGAAAAUCAAAGAGAAGAAACCCUAAAAGUGGCAGAAAAAGAUGGAAAAACUAAGACAGAGGGGGCAAAACAAAAGGACAAACUGGAGCCGGCCAAGGUGCCAACUGCUGGUGGAAAUGAGAAGAUAGUGGAUAUGGUUAGAAAAAAGGUUGUUGAAAAAAAUAACAGGGAGACAGAGACAGACAGAAAAAAAGACAACAAUGGAAAAGGGAAUUCAAAGGGAGAUCCAGAGGAUACGUUGGAAAAUGGAAAAGAGAGGAAGAUUACAAGUAAUGUAAAAAAUAAGGAGAAAACAGAAGAAAGUGACCAUCACGUGUGGCAAGAUGAAACAAAGGAAACAGAGAAAAACACCCAAACUGAAGAAGACAGGGGCAGUGAUGGUAUAAAGAUGUCUGAGGGCCAUGAUGAGCAUACAAAUCAGGAGCGAGAGCAGCACAGGGAGGAGAGGAAAAAGGAAAUGGAAAAGGGAAUAAAAGUGGAGCGAAAUAAUGAGAAACCAAAACAGACUGAAAGUAUCGGGCAUGCAGAAAAAGAGAAGACCAUAAAAGAGGGGGAGGUGGAGGAUGGGGAGACGGGAACGGAGAUCAAAACAGAAGGAGAAAAAACAGUCCAGAGUGUGCAGAGAGACAGUGAUGGAGAAUUAGCAUCCAGCAAGGCAACUGAGAGGACAGACUUUGUUUCAAUCAGCCCAACUGCUCAAUCUAUCAUUAGUUUAGCUCCAAGGCAGGACGCCAUGGACUCAAACGAAGUUAUAACCUUUACAUCAUCUCUUCCGUCUCCUUUUUUGUCCAGCUCAACUUUACAUUUAAUAACAGAUGUCAAUCAAGGUAUGACAAUAGUUGCUGACGGACUACCAACCCAAAGCACAGGCUUUGGAGCAGCAGUUAUUUCUGAGCAUCCAAGCCCUGAUGCAGAGGAAGAUUUUAGGGCCACAAGUAGCCCAACAACAACAGCCACAUUAAACACAUUGGGUGGUCCUGGACAACAGAUAACCAGUGCCACUUCAAGGUUCACUUCUACAACCAGUGCAAGACCUGAUGCAGACUUCCAGGGUCGAGUUAGCUCAACUACAGCAACUACAACCACCACAACUCCCCGUCAGAAUUUAUACACAACUACAUCCCCAGGAGUUGCAGACCGCAGCCGUUGGACAGCUAAAAAGAACAUCAGCUCAAACACUAAGACUGGCGUGAAACCUCUACCAGGCCGAGAACCAAAGCCCAGUGAAAAGCAUAAACCUGCAAUUAAGCCUGAAGCAGACCAAAGGCUUAAAAAUCCUAGGAAUGAUCGUAAACCUGUCCGAGCUCCUUUGCCUGACAAAAAAACUAAACUUGACCAAAAGUCUAAACCUGGCAAAGACCCUAAACAAGUCCAGAUUCCAACACCUGAGCAAAGACCUCUACUUAGUCAUUUACCAACUGAUCAAAAUCUGAAAAACAAUCAAAUACCUAAACAUGACCAAGAACAUACAGCUGACCAAAGCCAGUUACCUAUUCAAAAGCCAACAACUCAAAAACCUCAAACUGUAAACCCAACUGGUUCUGACAAAGACCUUCAAACUGGCCGAGAGCCUGAAUCUGUUGAAAUCCCAAUUACUUCCCAAAACUCAAAACUUGAGAAAAAACUAGUUCAUCUUCUCAAAUCCGACAAGCCUGACCAACCACAAAAAACUAAACCUGACCAAAGGUCUACAAUAAAUCAAUAUUUCCCACCUGUUCAAAAGCCUGAACCUGAAAGAAGUGAAACAACUAGCCUCCCGCCAACACCUAACCAAAAGCCUAUAACAGAAUUAAUGGAAUAUGCUGAUGAAAAUCCUUUGUCUGUCAACGACUCAACACCUAACCAAAAGCCUAUAACAGAAUUAAUGGAAUAUGCUGAUGAAAAUCCUUUGUCUGUCAACGACUCAACACCUGAACAAGAGGUUACACCUGGCCGUCUCCUGAUCAAACCCCCUGAUCAAAAGCCUAAACCCAGCCAGAAAAUCCCUAAAAUAAACCAAAAGCCUAAACCUAACCAAAAACAUCCAGAUCUCACAACAGGCCAAAAGACUAAACCACAUGUGAAACCUAAACCUGACCAAACAGCACAAACCAAUCAAGGGCUUAUAACACCUCAGCCUGACCAAAUGCCUGAUCUUAACCCCAAAUCUGUGCCUGACAAAAUUCCUGAAGCAGAAUCCAACAAAACAUCCAAACUGAGGCCUCCACCCAUACGCAGGCCACCAACCAGGUCUACAGUCAGACCUACAGUCAGGCCAGGAGCAACACCUAUUCAAAGACCUAAACCAGCAGUGCAACAAAAGCCAAGUCCAAAGACCAAAGCAGAUUUAGAUCCCCUUCAAAUCAACGGGACUAAAUCAGAAGACAUCCAAAACUCUCAAAUCGACAUGCCACCUGUAUCAAGCCCUGGAACACAGAUUGCUGAAGUUAGUCAUUCCCCAGGGGACACAGAGUUCAGUCCCCGCACUGAAAGAAGUGAAACAACUAGCCUCACGCCAACACCUAACCAAAAGCCUAUAACAGAAUUAAUGGAAUAUGCUGAUGAAAAUCCUUUGUCUGUCAACGACUUAACACCUGAACAAGAGGUUACACCUGACCGUCCCCUGAUCAAUCCCCCUGAUCAAAAGCCUAAACCCAGCCAGAAUAUCCCUAAAAUAAACCAAAAGUCUAAACCUAACCAAAAACAUCCAGAUCUCACAACAAGCCAAAAGACUAAACCACAUGUGAAGCCUAAACCUGACCAAACAGCACAAACCAAUCAAGGGCUUAUAACACCUCAGCCUGACCAAAUGCCUGAUCUUAACCCCAAAUCUGUGCCUGACAAAAUUCCUGAAGCAGAAUCCAACAAAACAUCCAAACUGAGGCCUCCACCCAUACGCAGGCCACCAACCAGGUCUACAGUCAGACCUACAGUCAGGCCAGGAGCAACACCUAUUCAAAGACCUAAACCAGCAGUGCAACAAAAGCCAAGUCCAAAGACCAAAGCAGAUUUAGAUCCCCUUCAAAUCAACGGGACUAAAUCAGAAGACAUCCAAAACUCUCAAAUCGACAUGCCACCUGUAUCAAGCCCUGGAACACAGAUUGCUGAAGUUAGUCAUUCCCCAGGGGACACAGAGUUCAGUCCCCGCACUGAAAGAAGUGAAACAACUAGCCUCACGCCAACACCUAACCAAAAGCCUAUAACAGAAUUAAUGGAAUAUGCUGAUGAAAAUCCUUUGUCUGUCAACGACUUAACACCUGAACAAGAGGUUACACCUGACCGUCCCCUGAUCAAUCCCCCUGAUCAAAAGCCUAAACCCAGCCAGAAUAUCCCUAAAAUAAACCAAAAGUCUAAACCUAACCAAAAACAUCCAGAUCUCACAACAAGCCAAAAGACUAAACCACAUGUGAAGCCUAAACCUGACCAAACAGCACAAACCAAUCAAGGGCUUAUAACACCUCAGCCUGACCAAAUGCCUGAUCUUAACCCCAAAUCUGCGCCUGACAAAAUUCCUGAAGCAGAAUCCAACAAAACAUCCAAACCGAGGCCUCCACCCAUACGCAGGCCACCAACCAGGCCUACAGUCAGGCCAGGAGCAACACCUGUUCAAAUGCCAAAACCAGCAGUGCAACAAAAGCCAAGUCCAAAGACCAAAGCAGAUUUAGAUCCCCUUCAAACCAGCGAGACUAAAUCAGAAGACAUCCAAAACUCUCAAACUGACAUGCCACCUGCAUUAAGCCCUGGAAGACAGAUUGCUGAAGUUAGUCAUUCCCCAGGGGACACAGAGUUCAGUCCCAUCACAAUGCAAACUAUCACUUUGGGUCCGAAGACCUCCAACAGCAUGGAGACUGGACCCUUCCCUCGCCUUCACACACUCUCCGAAGGCUUCACGAUGAGCCAAAACAGUAGGAUUACGUCUGAUCUGAGGCCACAAACCACCAGUCGACCACCAUCGAUCCCAAUGACAACAAGCCCCCAAAAAAGUGUUAUCCCUAGCAUUAGUCCAGGAUCUGAUUCCCGCUCACAAGCUAAGAUACUUCACAAUGUGGAGGAAACAGCACCCAGACAAACUCCAGAUCCAGACAAAAUGAUGAUUCCAGUCCCUACCCCCAGUGCCCAAACUACCUCCACAAACAGCCCUGACCUCAGGUCAACAACCCCUGCCACCUCUGGCCCCGAGCCCCUGGCUGCUGAGUCUUCCACUCCCAGUGCACGAGAGCUGCGUGUGAAAAUCAACCAGGUGGCUGCUUUCUUCAAUAACAGCCUGAGUCCAAAUCGAAGACCACCGGACAGGCGUACAAAAGAGCACCCAGAGGACAACCAGGGAGGCAGCAGGCCUGACAGCAAACUACCAACACUGAUAACAUCUAAAGUUAACACAGCUAGCGACUGCUCCAACCACCUACUCAGGGGGGAGACAAAAAGCGGAGUGUAUCUGGUGACCCCUGACCUCCGCAGCAAAAGCUUCCCUGUCUUCUGUGACAUGGAGCUGGAUGGAGGAGGGUGGACGCUCCUGCAGCGCCGACAAGACGGCAGCGUGAGCUUCAACCGCACCUGGGCUGAGUACCGGUCAGGCUUCGGGGAGCUGGACGGAGGGGAGUUUUGGUUGGGCAACAAUAUGAUCCACCUGCUGACCCGGGACAGGGAUAUGGUGCUGCGGGUGGAGCUGGAGGACUUUAACGGGGUGAUGGAGUAUGCAGAGUACGAACAGUUCAGAGUGGCAAGUGAAAGGAUGCGCUACAGACUGACUGUAGGCGGUUACUCGGGUACUGCAGGUGAUGCUCUCCGCUUUAGCAGAAGUUAUGAUCACAACAACAGGGCGUUCACCACGCCGGAUAGGGACCACGACCGCUAUCCAUCCGGGAACUGUGGCGCCUACUACAGCUCCGGCUGGUGGUUUGAUGCCUGCAUGGCUGCAAACCUCAACGGCAGAUACUAUGUGGGGAGUUACAGGGGAGUCCGGGAUGGGAUUUUCUGGGGGACGUGGCACAACAUAUCUAAUGAGUAUUACCCCACCAAUGACAGACAGUCUUUUAAAGCUGUCACAAUGAUGAUCCGACCAAAGGGCUUUACACCAUGAGCUGUGGCUGUCUACCAGGGCAUGUUUGAAAAGAAACAUAAGGGGUCUAACUACUAACUUCAACCAUAAGCUCCUAACAUGCUCCUUAUAAUUUAAUAAAACCUAGCAGGCUACAUCUUCCACACCACACGGUUAUUUGUACACUAUUAACACAAUGCUGCCGCCUUGUGGCGUUUGAUUCUGCAAUACUGAUUUGUUAACAGGAUAGCCUAUGACUGCGGAUGUACACACGGUAGUACAAGGUUAUAGUCCUAAUUACAUAGUAUCUUUUUUUCAUAACCUUUUAAUAUUAAUGUCUUUUUUUGAGAGUGGAAUUUGUUUAAUGACAAGAGAGGGAAAUCCUCUUGUGAAGAGUUUUUUUUUCCAGUAAAUAUGACGGGUAUGUAGCAACAGAGUAUGAUAUUUUUUAUUAUUGGAGUACUGGAAAGCCUGUUGAUGGUUGAUUGAAGCUGUAUGGGUUGUUUUAUAAUUAAGAUUGUUUUUGUCAAGAUAAAUAAAAUUGUUGAAUAUAA